Colletotrichum destructivum is the source of this 750-nucleotide messenger RNA. RefSeq names its product Putative alpha/beta hydrolase-1. The coding region runs from base 1 to 750 and encodes 249 amino acids. NCBI's taxonomy places the organism in Eukaryota, Fungi, Ascomycota, Sordariomycetes, Glomerellales, Glomerellaceae. The transcript is spliced from 2 exons. The record is from RefSeq and is a predicted model, not a curated record.
AUGUCUAAGCCUACUGUGCUCAUCGUUCACGGCGCUUGGCAUACGCCCGCACACUAUCAACCCUUCGUCGACGUGCUCGAGGACAAGGGUUACCCGUGUGUUGUCCCUAAACUUCCGUCAGGAGACACCCUGACGCCAGCGAGCGCUCCUGAGGAUGACAUCCGUCUCGUGAGAAAGAUAGCCUCAGACCUGACAGAGCAAGGCAAAGAUAUCGUCGUCCUCGCCCACUCUUACGGCGGAACAGUCUCGACAGAGGCUCUCAGCGGGCUCGGCAUCAAAGACCGAGCCGUUUCCGGAAAGGCUGGCGGUGUCCGCUUGCUCGUAUACCUUGCCGCCUUCAUCGCCGCCGGGGAAGAGUCGCUGGAAGAUUUCGCGCCUCCGGGCAUGUUCCCCUGGUUGCGCCUCAACGAAGACAAAACUGUCGCCACUUUGGCUCCCGACGCCAGUGAUCUGUUCUACUCAGACGUGCCCAAAGCAGAGCACGAGAAGUGGGCGAGCUUGUGGACAGCAACUCCCGCCGCGUGCUCACAGUAUCGCACAAAAAGCUUGGCAUACAAGAACAUUGACACGGCAUACAUCCACACUGAGCACGAUGCUGUGAUCUCCGCGGAGGCGCAGCGCAUCUUGGUCGGGAGGGUGAAGGACCUCGGGGUCGAGAUCCGGGAGGAGAGCCUGCCGUCUGGCCAUUUUCCUUCUAUCAGCAUGCCCAAGGAGUUUGCAGACCUUUUUAUUCAACUGAUCGGGGAUUGA